Messenger RNA from Cyphellophora attinorum, 1662 nucleotides. Its product is annotated as Sphingosine-1-phosphate lyase. NCBI's taxonomy places the organism in Eukaryota, Fungi, Ascomycota, Eurotiomycetes, Chaetothyriales, Cyphellophoraceae. The transcript has 3 exons. The record is from RefSeq and is a predicted model, not a curated record. Gene Ontology annotation, biological process: sphingolipid catabolic process; carboxylic acid metabolic process. Bases 1 to 1662 code for a protein of 553 amino acids. Gene Ontology annotation, molecular function: sphinganine-1-phosphate aldolase activity; pyridoxal phosphate binding. Gene Ontology annotation, cellular component: endoplasmic reticulum.
AUGGGAUCCUCGCCGCUACCGGUCAGCCUGCAGAGCAAGUUGCAGAGACCAGUACAGGUCUCAAGACUCAAGAGCUUCAGCAGAACCCUGGACUUAAUCCGGAACGUCGUCUUUCUUCUCUUCGUCCUUCGAUUCACCAGACAGUCGUUCUACUUUCUACGCGGAUAUGGCCCCGUCGGCUCACUUCUAUAUUUCUACCGUGCUCUGCGCAAGCGAGCAUACCAAUUAUUCCUCCGGGCGCCUGGCGUGCGGUCACAGGUCGACAAGCAGAUAGCCGCGACGAAAGCAGACAUCGAGUCUAAGAUCGCCGCUGACAUCCCAGAGACAAGCCGAAACCUGUCUCUCCCUGCCGAGCCAUGGAGUCCCGAACAUCUGCGCUCCGAGUUGGCUACUUUGGCUGCCGCGAAACGCACCCGCUGGGAGGAGGGCAAGGUCUCCGGCGCUGUCUACCAUGGCGGUGAUGAGCUCAUCAAAUGUCUUUCCUGCCGUGCGCAAGAUGGCGCUGAAGUCGUCGCCAUGGUGCUUUCGCUCUUCAACGCACCUCCCGAAGCCGCAGGAGCCACCACUUCUGGCGGGACCGAGUCCAUCCUCAUGGCCGUUCUCUCAGCACGCAAUAAGGCCUACCAUGAGCGUAACGUCACCGAGCCAGAACUGAUCAUCCCAUCAACCGCGCACGCCGCCUUCCAAAAAGCGGCCGAGUACUUCAAGAUCAAACUCCACCUCGCACCCUGUCCAGCACCCGCAUACACAGUCUCAAUCCCUCACGUCCGCCGCCUCAUCAACCCCAAUACCAUCCUCCUAGUCGGCUCAUGCCCGAACUACCCCCACGGCAUCAUCGACCCCAUCGCCCAACUCUCCAAACUCGCCAUCUCCCAUUCCAUCCCCCUCCACGUCGACUGCUGCCUCGGCUCCUUCCUAGUCCCCCUCCUCUCACAAGCCGGCUUUCCCACCUCCCUCUCCGGCCCCCUCGACUUCCGAUCUCCCGGCGUCACCUCCAUCAGCGUCGACACCCACAAGUACGGCUUCGCACCCAAAGGCAACAGCUGCAUCCUCUACCGCAACACCUCAUUACGACGGUACCAAUACUUCAUCUCCCCCUCCUGGUCCGGCGGCGUCUACGGCUCCCCCUCGAUCGCCGGCUCCCGCCCCGGCGCACUCAUCGCGGGCUGCUGGGCCAGCAUGAUGUCCCUCGGCGUGUCCGGGUACGUCUCCGCGACGAACAAGAUCGUUGCGGCGCGACAGACGCUUCAGAACGCGAUCUCCGAACACCCAGACCUAAAAGGCACAUUGAAGGUCAUCGGCGACCCCCUCGUCAGCGUCGUGGCUUUCCUCAGCGUCGACCCCGCAAUCGACAUCUACGAUAUCGCCGACGCAAUGUCGAAACGCGAGUGGCAUUUGAACUCCCUCCAGGAUCCGCCGGGGCUGCACGUCGCGGUGACGCUGCCGAUGGCGACGUCGGAGGGUGCGGUGGAUUCACUGAUUGAGGAUUUGGUCAGUGUGGUGCGGGAAGAGAAGGAGAAGGUGAACGCGAGGGUACGGAAUGGGGAGAAGGUGAAGAAGGGGAGCACGGCGCAGCUGUAUGGUGUCGCGGGGAGUCUGCCGGAUAAGAGUGUGGUGGAGAGGGUGGUUGUUGCGUAUUUGGAUACGUUGUAUAAGGCUUGA